Molecule: messenger RNA, 1665 nt
Organism: Entamoeba dispar SAW760
Lineage: Eukaryota; Evosea; Mastigamoebida; Endamoebidae
Product: FYVE, RhoGEF and PH domain-containing protein, putative
Exons: 1
Coding region: 1-1665 (554 amino acids)
Biological process (GO): intracellular signal transduction
Molecular function (GO): guanyl-nucleotide exchange factor activity; metal ion binding
Source: RefSeq, a predicted model, not a curated record
AUGGAAGGAAUCACUAAAGAAAGCAAAAAACCAUUAACUAAACGACAACGAGUAGCACAAGAAAUUUUAGCUACAGAAAUUAGUUAUGUCAAAUCUUUGGAAGACUGUGAGAAGUAUUAUCAUGAAGUACUUAAGCAAUCAAAAAUAGCAAAACAAGAAGAGGUUGAUGAUGUUUUUAGAGAUUUUGAUCAAAUUAUUGCAGUAAAUGAACAGCUUAAGAAAACAUUAAUGAGUACUGAUGAAAAUGAAGAUUUAGAAGAUGUUAUUAUAGUUAAAUUUAAGACAAUAGUCCCUUUCUUAAAAGCAUAUAAACAAUUCGUUAGUUAUAAUGAAAAAGCAUUUAAUAUUAUUGCUGAUUGGGAAGAAAAUAAAUCUAUGAAUGAGUUGCUUGAACAGUGCAGAGAAAAUUUACCUGGUGAUAUCAAACAUGAUUUACGUUCAUUUUUAAUCAUGCCAGUUCAAAGACUACCUAGAUAUGUAUUAUUAUUAAAAGAGCUUCAAAAAAAUACUCCAAAAGAUCAUAAAGAUUAUGGUAUUCUUAAUGAAACAUUAAUUAAAAUGGAAGAAGUGACUAAAGAUGUAAAUGAAUCUAUUAAAGAAUCUGAAAGAAGAUUAGCACUAUUCCGAAUGAAGAAGGUUUUAACAAAUUAUUCUGCUUUUAAUGAAAGUGUUGUUAAAAAAGGGGAAAAGUAUGAAAAAGAUAUUGUUCAGGCUCAUAGAUUUUUUGUACAAGAAGGUGAAUUAACAAAAGUAUGUCGUAAAGCAAACAAGGAAAGAUAUUUUGUAUUAUUUAAUGAUAUUCUUAUAUAUGGAGAAGGAAAUGAACAUUCUGUACAAAUUAGUGAAGUAUUUAAAAUGAAAACAACAAUUAUUAAAGACAAUAAAGACACAGAUAAAAUUCAAAACGCAUUUCAGAUAAUGAAUUCAGAACGAAGUUUUGUUGUGUUUGCUAAGAGUAAAGAAGAAAAAGAGUUAUGGUUUAAAAAUAUUAGUGAACAAAUAAAAAAUGCUAAAGAAACUAUUGGAGACAAGGGUCAAGAUGAAUUCAUUCGUCCUGUUUUUGUUCCUGACAGUGAUUCACCUGAAUGUGCAUUAUGUAAAGUUAAAUUUACUUUUGUUAAUAGAAGACAUCACUGCAGAAAAUGUGGUAAAUGUAUUUGUGGAGAAUGUAGUAAAGGAAGAAUUCCAAUUACACCACAGAGUACUGUUUUAGAACGUGUUUGUAAAGUGUGUUUUAAUGAAUAUUCAUCAAACCAUCCAGAUGAUAGAAGAUUAAGUAAAGUUUCUAGUUCGAAGAAAUUAGUGAAAGAAAAAGAAAAAAAGAGCGAAAAUUCUGAAAUACAUGAGGCAAAAGAUGGUAGCAAAGAAGAGUUUAAAAAUGAAAGUAUAAACGAUGUAACAAGGGAUAAUGAAGAAACAAAAGCAGAAGGUGCUAAAUUAGAAGAAACUAAAAGUAUAGAAGAAAAUGGUAUUAUUUCAUCAAUUAGUAUAGCCAAUAAUAGAGCUUCUAAAUGGGUAUUAGGAUCAAAAAGUACAGCUGGAGAUAAACAACCACCACUAACAAGGCCACGAGUUUCUACAAAUUCAAGUAAAAAUAAAAGCGCAUUUUUUAAACAAACAGGACAUAACCCAGCAUUAGUACAAAAUUUUACUUCAGAGCUUUAA